Striga hermonthica is the source of this 1962-nucleotide messenger RNA. The record is from the annotation of a GenBank genome assembly. Lineage: Eukaryota; Viridiplantae; Streptophyta; Magnoliopsida; Lamiales; Orobanchaceae.
AUGUUACGUUCCAAAACAAGAUUAGAUUCUGUUGAUAUUACACAGAAGAAGAAGAAUUAUUCAUCGGUGUUUUCAAGAACACUUUCUGCAUCAAAGCUUUGCAGAGGCGAUGUUAUAGGGACACAAAUUGAUGCGGAGGCCCUUAAUUCAAAGAACCGGGCCCACAUUAUGACGACAAUGCAGCAGCAGCAGAUGGGGGAGAUGGAAGAGGAGUUGAGGAGGACCAAAGAGAAAUUCGACAUUACUAAACUCGAAAACAAACAAAUGCUUGAUCAGCUUAAAAGGGCAAAAGAAGAGGCCAAUUACAUCAAGGCAGCAAAGGAAGCCUUACCCCACAACAACAGGGCCGACGAGCUCCGAGCCGAACUCGAACACGCGCGAAAAUUGCUAGAAGCCUCGCAACACGAGUCAAAAACCAAGACCACAAUGAUCGACUCCUUGGAAUCCGAGUUCGCGAAAGCAAGCCGAGUCGCCACAUCGUUCGAUGCAAUGAAGAAUGAAUUAAGCGUUUCGAGGGACAGCGAACGACGUGCGAAUGCAUCCCUACACGAGAGUAUGAAACGGGUUCAACACCUCCAAGACGAGCUCGAGAGACAAAAGGCAUCCGAAUCGAGAAUGUCGGAAUCCUUGGCCUUCCAAGCCAAAGAGCUCGAGAGGUCCAAGAUCGAGACCGUCACCCUACGGAAAGUAAUCGGGUCUCUAGAAGAAAAACUAUCCGCUCAAAAUAGUAGUUACAACAAAGAAAACAGCAUUUCGAAAGGAGAAGAAGAAGAAGAAGAAAACGAGAUUGCCCGACUCAGGAUCGAGCUACAAUCGGCUCAGAAAGCCGAAAAGAUCCUCCGCGAAGAAAUGCAAGUCAUCCGGAACGAGUGGCGGCUCGCAAUUGAGUCCGAGGAAAAAAGCGCGAAAGCCAUGGAGGACUUAGCUCUAGCCCUCAAAGAAGUCGCCACCGAGUCCAACCGAGCCAAGGAAAAACUCGAGUCCGUGCAAGCCGAGCUAAACCACACAAAACUCGAAACCGAGCGGUUGAGAAAAAUGCUCCACGAGGCCAAUCAAGAAGCCGAGCUCCACAAGAACACGGCGGACCGCCUCCGGCUCGAGGCCGAGGAGACCCUCCUCACAUUGAACGCGAAAGAGAUGGGCUUCGUGAGCUGCAUCAAACGGGCCGAGGAGGAACGGGUGGUGGCCCAACGCGAGAACUCGAGGCUCUUGGAGUCCCUAAAGGCUGCGGAGAACAUGACUCGGGCCGCCCGGGAAGAGACGUACAAGCUACGAGACAUCCUCAAGCAAGCGGUCAACGAGUCGAACGCAGCGAAGGCGGCCUCCGGCAUCGCCCGCGAGGAAAACUCCCUCCUACAAGACUCCGUCUCGGAAAAAGACGAGCGCCUCCACUUCUUGACUCGGGAGAACGAGCGGCUGAGGAUGAGCGAAGCCGCAGCCCACGAGAACGCGAGACAGUUGAAGAUUCUUCUCUCACGGGCCUCCACCGAGUUCAAGUCAAACGAUCAUGACUUUGAUGAUGAUGAUGAUAAUGAUGAGGAGGAGGAAGAGAAAGAGGAAGAGGAGGAGAAUUUGGAGGGAAAGAAUGAGUAUAAUAUGGACAAGAACUUUAGUUUCAAUCUCGAGGACUUGAAGUUUAUGAACGAACCGGAAGGAGAGAGGGAGGUCGACGAGGAUCCCGUGAAGGCGGAGGCAUUGAGGGGUUCGAUAUUCGACACGAAUGCAGAGACACCUAAGUCCGAGCCGCGGACCCCACAGUCGGCUAGGGAAAGAGGGAUGUUUUGGGUGAGGAGGUCGGAGGACUUUGACUGCUCGGGAGAUUCGGACACAGAGAGAGGGUCCCACAGGAGGGUGAAGACAAUGUUUCAGAGGGUUGGGGGUUUGUUGACUAUUAGGAGGAGCUUACACAGGAAGGAAACUGCCUCAUCUCCGGUCGAGCAAGCGGUCGCGACUCAGCAUUGA